Messenger RNA from Funneliformis mosseae, 249 nucleotides. Lineage: Eukaryota; Fungi; Glomeromycota; Glomeromycetes; Glomerales; Glomeraceae. The record is from the annotation of a GenBank genome assembly.
AUGAAGUUGACAGAGAAUAUAUUACCAAAGAACUUGAAUUUGACAUAUGUGAUAAUAGGUAUUUCUUCUUCCGUUACUCAAUUUCCAGAUGCAGUUUAUGAUGGACUAUUAAGUGCAGAUAACAAGCAUAUUAAAAUUGCUGAUAAAGUUUGUGAAUUUGCAACGUCUGAAGAGAUUAAAUAUAAAGUUGCUGAAUUAACGAUAUGCAAACAUUCUUUAGAUUUUAUUUUAAAUAAGAAUGACAAUUAG